AUGCAAGCAGAAUUCGAAUCGCUUGAGAACAAUAACACUUGGACACUUGUUCAAGAACAGAAAGAUAGAAAAGUUUUACCUGGAAAAUGGGUAUACAAAGUCAAGUAUGGAGCAGAUGGUCAAAUUGUUAAGUACAAAGCUAGAUGUGUAGCAAAACUGCAAAAGGUUUCGCUCAAGUCGAAGGCUUGGACUUUUUCGAUACUUAUACGCCCCUACAUGCAAACCAGAGACUUUCAGAAUCUUGUUAGCAAUUGCACAGAAAGAUCUACAUCUUGGUCAAAUGGAUGAAAAAUCAGCUUAUCUUCACUCAAUCAUUGAAGAAGAAAUUUAUCUUGAGCAACCCGAAGGUUUUGUCAAGCAAGGAGAAAACGGACAGAAACUAGUGUGCAAAUUAAAUAAAUCUAUCUAUGGUCUUAAGCAAGCAGCAAGGAAUUGA
Molecule: messenger RNA, 436 nt
Organism: Paramuricea clavata
Lineage: Eukaryota; Metazoa; Cnidaria; Anthozoa; Malacalcyonacea; Plexauridae
Source: the annotation of a GenBank genome assembly